UUUCAAGCAUACUUGUCAUUGUUGGACUGGACCUCUAUAUAUAAUAUUUAUAAAACUUCUAAAACCCAAAACAUAGGGAACGAAAAAACUGUGCUGAACUAUUAUUCAGAGGUAAAAAAAGAGAUGGUAUUCCACUUCUCUUUCUUAUUCACAAUUACAUUAUUCCAACCUAAGAAUAUACAGUAAGUCCUUGGCCAUCAUCUUCUGCCUUCCAUCUCCCCACGUAUAUCCCCAUCACACCACACGUAUACAUAACAUGCACAAUAAUAAUCUGAUCCCUGCAGAACCAUACAGCUGCCCUGCCCUUUUCAGUCCCUUUUAAAUUUCAGCGAGAGGCAACGCACGGGAGACUUCCAACUCCAUUGCCGUUCCAGUUUGACACAGACCUCAGCUAGCAGCUCGAGAGCUCCAUCCCACGUCGAUCGAGAGCAGCCAUGUACACCCUCACCCCGCGCUGCCACCUCCCGCCGCUGCGCCGGUCGCCGCCGCCGUGCCAGGCCGCCUCGACGACGACGACGACGCCGCCGCCGCCACCAUCGCUGUCCGUCCCGUCCCGCGCCGGCCCGGACGAGCUGCGGUCGACGUGGCCGCAGCGCGCGUGGACGCUGGCCGGCUCGGCCGCGAUCCUCUCCUCCCUCUCCACCUCCGCCUCCCUCGUGGCCGCGGGCGCGGGCUCCCCCGCGGCGCCGCUCGCCGCGGCGCCGGCCGCCUACUCCCUCGCCGACCUCGCCACGGGCGUCUACCACUGGCUCGUCGACAACUACGGCGACGCCUCCACGCCCGUGCUCGCCGCCCAGAUCGCCGCCUUCCAGGGCCACCACCGCCACCCGUCCACCAUCACGCGCCGGGACCCCUGCAACAACCUGCACGCGCUCGCGCUCGCCCCCGCCGACGCCGCGCUCUCCGCCGCGGGCGCGCCGCCCGCCGCGCACGCCUUCGCCGGCGCCUUCGCGGCCUGCGUCGUGCUCAGCCAGCAGUUCCACGCGUGGGCGCACGAGACGCGCCGCCGGCUGCCGCCCGGCGUCGAGGCGCUGCAGGGCGCCGGCGUGCUCGUGUCGCGCGCGCAGCACGCCGCGCACCACCGCCGGCCGUACGACACCAACUACUGCAUCGUCAGCGGCAUGUGGAACGGGGUGCUGGACAGGUACAGGGUGUUCGAGGCCCUGGAGAUGAUCGUCUACUUCCGCACCGGCAUCCGGCCGCGGUCGUGGGACGACACCGACGCCUCGUGGAUGGAGGUCGUCACCGGAGCCGAUGGCGCCGCCACAGCCACCGCCGGCGAUGAUGGUUCGGCACAUCAGACGGCGAGCAUCAGCUCUGACGGUAUGCACUGAUCAUGCGCAAUUGCAUCGCACAUAGAGGAAGUAUACAAGAAUGCUGAUCUCAAUCAAUGGGACUUUUGUUAUCUUAACUAAUUGAUGGGAUUGAAGACUCCAAGACAGUUCUUAUUUGGAGGAUCAAUCAUGGUACUAGUAAGUUAGACCGGAGAAAAACACAGUUCAAAGACAAUUUUAGUUUUCUUUUCAGGGAUUAAUCCCGACAAUAUAUAUUCUUUCCUUUUUCCUCUUUUGUGUAAAGCUUGUGUUGUAAUCCUUUAGCUAGGUCUGAGAAAGAGAAAGAUUGGUGCUAUCUGAAAUUCGAUAAUUUUCGGAAUGCUUUUCCUUUUCUUGCUCUA
Panicum virgatum (switchgrass) is the source of this 1675-nucleotide messenger RNA. RefSeq names its product fatty acid desaturase 4, chloroplastic-like. The record is from RefSeq and is a predicted model, not a curated record. NCBI's taxonomy places the organism in Eukaryota, Viridiplantae, Streptophyta, Magnoliopsida, Poales, Poaceae. Bases 435 to 1334 code for a protein of 299 amino acids. The transcript has a single exon.